This is a messenger RNA of Pollicipes pollicipes, 509 nucleotides long. RefSeq names its product DNA polymerase delta catalytic subunit. The transcript has 6 exons. Gene Ontology annotation, biological process: base-excision repair, gap-filling; DNA replication proofreading; DNA-templated DNA replication. Gene Ontology annotation, cellular component: delta DNA polymerase complex. NCBI's taxonomy places the organism in Eukaryota, Metazoa, Arthropoda, Thecostraca, Pollicipedomorpha, Pollicipedidae. The coding region runs from base 33 to 509 and encodes 158 amino acids. Gene Ontology annotation, molecular function: DNA-directed DNA polymerase activity; 3'-5'-DNA exonuclease activity. The record is from RefSeq and is a predicted model, not a curated record.
UGUUUGCAACAGAGGCAACAUUUUACAUUGUAAUGAUGGACAAGCGCAAGGUGAAUGGGACAGGCUCAUCUGGUCCCUCCAAACGACUCAGAGGAGAUGGAGAAGAUUUCCCAAGAUCAACAUUUGAGGAAGAAAUGGCAUUAAUGGAGUCAAUGGAACUUGACGAAGCUGCCGGGGAUGGCCCUGAAGUGCAGGGUCCUGAGAGCCAGGAGGUCAACAUCAAGUGGAGUCGGCCGCCGCUGCCGCCGCUAGACCCCAGCCAGGAUGCCAUCAUCUUCCAGCAGAUGGAGACCGACUACUACCUGGGUGCACCGCUGCCGGGCAUGCCCGGGGCGCAGGGCGGCACCGUGCCCAUCAUGCGCAUGUUCGGCGUCACGGCCGACGGCCACUCGGUCUGCUGUCACGUUCACGGCUUCGCACCCUACUUCUUCGUGUCGGCGCCGGACCGGUUCACGCCCGAGCUGUGCGGCUCGUUCCAGCGAAGCCCCUCCAACAUCGCUCCCUGCUGA